Messenger RNA from Moesziomyces aphidis, 1461 nucleotides. The record is from the annotation of a GenBank genome assembly. NCBI's taxonomy places the organism in Eukaryota, Fungi, Basidiomycota, Ustilaginomycetes, Ustilaginales, Ustilaginaceae.
AUGGGAUCGGCCUCGCCUCCACUUUUUUGGACGGAUCUGUGCUUGGGCUCGUUUGCUGCAGUGAGCCGAAUCUUCUUGUCGGGCACCGUCCGAUCGCACCUCGCCACCACCAUCUCCCUGGCGUCGGGCGCCAGCCGAAUCAUGUGGGUCAGGCGUCUGCUCUCCAUCCGCGACGGCCUGCCCACGUCUCGCUUUGUCCACGAAUUCUUCCUCCCAAAACGCCCAGCCCGAUUCGAAACGCUGCUCUCCUCCACUCCGUCCAAAGACAAGGUGGUCUGGCCCGCACUCCACCGAUGGUCUUCACUCGACGCCAACGGACAAGAGACUCUCGACGGCCUCAAGAGGCCUGACACCGCACACAUCAUCGUUCCCGUCGAGAUUUCUCGUCCGAAUGUCGGAUACAACGCUGCGCCCGGACACUGGGACCGUAUCGAGAUGCCCUUGGACGCUUUCGUUCAGGGCAAGAUCCCUUGGAGCAACGAUGGCAAAGCCGCACAGCAUCAGCCUGUCGGCUACCUGGCACAGUUCGACCUCCUCUCAAAAGCUCCCAGCCUCGCAGCCGAAGCACCCGCCUUGCCGCACACAGCCGCAGGACCCAAGGGCACUAACGAACAAUGGCGCAGCAAUACCUGGAUCGGCCCGCCAGCCACCUAUACCCCCUUGCACCGCGACCCAUACGAAAACAUCUUUGCCCAAGUCGUCGGUCGCAAACGCAUCCAUCUCUUCGCGCCACAUCUUGCUCCUUACCUCUACAUCAACCAAACCGGUCCACAGCGCAACACCUCGACCAUCGCAUCAGAGCACGAUCUUCUCCAUCCCGCCCACGACCGUCCUCUGCUCUCCACCGCGCUCGCUAGCGAGGACGCCUUCGUGACAGAGCUCGGCCCAGGCGAUGUGCUCUACAUCCCAAAGGGCUGGUACCACUUCUCGGUCGCGGGUGGCAUCCAUGUUCAUGCAGAACAGCCUGAAGGUCCUGCGAUGCCAGGUGACGGACACACGACUUGCCUCGACCCGAUCGAUGACCGCUUCAAGACGUUGAAGCAGAACAAGUGCUCGUGCUGCCAGGAGGCCAAGGCUAAGUGCGUCCCAAUCUCGGACGACAAUUGGCGGAAGAUGCGAGACUCGUACACGACACACCUCGACGCCGACAAUCUCCCCCGCUCGCAUCCUGAGUACCAGCUUGCGGUCAGCCAGGGGAGCCUCGGACGAUUCCGCAACGCCGACAAGGACAAGUCGUUCUGUCUGCCGCAGUUCCGGCGCUACAUGGCGGAGCUGAUGCGCACCAGGCCGCUCGAGCUCGGCUACCUUUGGACGGCCCCGGUUCGAGGCCUGAGUCCGGAUCACCAGGUCGAUCCGGCUCAUCAAUUCGACCCAGAGGACCUGCGCACCAUGGCCUGGCCACUCAUUCUACCGGGACGCAUGGAAGUGGUAUCUAUGACAAUAAAUAAGCGUCGACGCUAA